This is a messenger RNA of Cordyceps militaris CM01, 1071 nucleotides long. RefSeq lists its product as uncharacterized. Bases 1 to 1071 code for a protein of 356 amino acids. Lineage: Eukaryota; Fungi; Ascomycota; Sordariomycetes; Hypocreales; Cordycipitaceae. The transcript has 5 exons. The record is from RefSeq and is a predicted model, not a curated record.
AUGCUAAACGUUGUGGUCGCGUGCACGGCGGCAGCAGCAGCAGCGCUACUGUGGCUGUCUUAUACAUGGAUCCGGACGAGGCGAUUCCCGCAGACGGUAGAGCUGACGAGACCGGUCAAGGAACAUGGCGGCGACGACAAGACGCCGCUCAUCACGCCGCUGGACGGCCUGGUCUGGCAAGACGAAAAGCCCAAGCAGCUGCGGCCGUUUAAGCCAACCUACCACAUCACCCUGGCCUUACAGGCCGACACGCCCCAGGAGCUCAUCACCAUCGACCGGGACUACCUCUCGCGCGUGACGCUGCGGCGCUCGCUGCUCGCCGCCCACGGCGGCACCGUGCACGGGUGCACGCGCCCCGGGCACGCCGCCGUCCGCGAGCUCUACGCCUACCUCUUGGGCUCGUACCUGCCCACGCGGUACCCGACCAUCUUCCGGCGAACCGGCGACGGCGGCGGUCUGCUCAACACGGCCACGGGCGCGACGCACCCGCAGCGCCGCCCGCCAGACGACGACCCCGCGGCGGCGCUGCGCAUCCUCGGCGAGACGGUCGAGGAGGACCUCUUCCUGCUGCGGGAGACGCCCGCGGGCCACGAGUCGACGGCGUUUGUGUGCUGCUUCCCGGCGGGCUUCGACCCGAGCGAGAAGCUCGGCCGGCUGCUGCGCGAGAUCCACCGGCCGGUGCCCGGCUACGACCGGAUCGCAAAGAGCAUGGAGCGCUUCUUUAGCAAGCUGGAGUGGUCUGUUCAGACGCACGACCAGCUCUUCAACUGCAAGGCAAACCCCGUGCUUGCCAAUGAGGACUCGAACACCCUUGACGACGACAACAUUGACAUCUCCAAGACCUUUGUCCGCAUCGAGCUCCAGACCCUCACCCGGCUACCCGAGACGCGCGCCAUCCUCUUCUCCUUCAAGACGUACAUGUACCCCGUGACGCAGUUCAAGGACGAGGGCAACGGGCCGGCCUUUGCCGACGCCGUCGAGGGUCUGGGAUCGGGCAACGCGCCCGGCAUGGGCGUCUACAAGGGCAGCCCGCGCUGGGGCAAGGCUGUGUGCGAGUACCUGCGCUCCUAG